AUGACAGCAAAAAUUCAAGAAUUAGAACUUUUGAUCGAUAAACGGUCACCAGAAGAAAACAGUAUCGGAAUGCUCAACAAUAAUAUGCUUAUUGGGUCUGUUAUCUUGAAUAACAAAACUUCGAUAAAUGGGGUGGGCAAUACUAGAAACUGGGAUAAUUCAAUAUAUCAAAAUUCAUUGAACCCCCUAAACGAUCCUAUUUUGAUUUCAAUUUUAAAUCGCUUGCAAUUUAAUUUGAAUAAUGAUAUGGAGUCGAAGGUGAAAGGAGUAAAAAACCCCAAUAACUUGGAAAUGAAGACUAACUUGAGACUGGAACAAUUCAAAAAGGAAUUAGUACUAUAUGAGCAGAACAAAUUCAAGGAAUAUGGCAUGAAAAUUGACCAAAUUGCAAAAGAGAACAAAAAGCUGUCUAAUGAAAUCGGGAGAUUGAGAGAACGUUGGGAUAGUUUAGUAGAAAGCGCCAAACAAAGAAGGGAUAAACAACGAAACUAA
Messenger RNA from Saccharomyces eubayanus, 492 nucleotides. It is a transcript of the gene ATG38, whose product is annotated as Atg38p. Bases 1 to 492 code for a protein of 163 amino acids. The record is from RefSeq and is a predicted model, not a curated record. The transcript has a single exon. NCBI's taxonomy places the organism in Eukaryota, Fungi, Ascomycota, Saccharomycetes, Saccharomycetales, Saccharomycetaceae.